AUGGCGGAACCGCUUACCACUACUUUUGACCCACCGUCGCAAUGUACGCAGGAUGUUUGGUGGGUGGACGACGGAGGCUUCGAGCUGCUCGGUGGGACAUUCAGCUCGUGCUAUCCACCAAACUUCACACCAACUUCAGUAUUCUAUUACUCUCCAGGACUAUACUGCCCGGAUGGCUACUCCACUGCAUGUACUUCGUCCGGAAACGCGGGCGAUGACACCAUCGUGACCUGCUGUCCUACAAGUUACACCUGCCAGACAGCCCCUGUGUGGGAGAUUGAAUCAACGCUAGGCUGUAGAUCCGCGGUGACUGGAUCGCAAACGCAUACGGUCAAGUCGACAUCCGGGACUAGAGUCAAUACAUGGGGGCCGGGAGCAGCCAUAAACGCGUACAGCGUUCAACUAAGGUUUCAGGCCUCUGACCUUGGCAUAACCACAUCUGCUCCUACAUCCGCCGCGGAUAGCACAACAUCCUCCCCUACUACCAUAUCUUCUUCGACCACUACAUCCUCCACCACAUCCUCAUCAACCGCCACCAGCGGUCCCUCUCAUGGUGGUCUAUCCACUGGGGCGAAAGCAGGAAUCAGCGUUGGGGUUGUGCUUGGCGUAGCCUUGACUGCAGCUAUUAUAUUUCUGGCGUUAACAAUCAGGAAGGGAGGAAGAAAUGAUCCGAGUAAUCAGCGUCCCUCUGGUGGCACCAACUUGCCGGAAUUAGUGAAGCAGCCCGCUCUAGGGUAUGGGAGCGCCGCUCCAGUGUACGGGAGUACCGCUCCGGUGUAUGGGAAUGCCGCUCCUCCAAAUCCGGGAAUGCAGGGAGCAGGACACCUGCCGCGGCACGAAUUGGGCCAACCUCACGACCAGUCGUGGGAGUUGCCUGCGCAUCGAUAA
Mytilinidion resinicola is the source of this 888-nucleotide messenger RNA. RefSeq lists its product as uncharacterized. Bases 1 to 888 code for a protein of 295 amino acids. The transcript has 3 exons. Lineage: Eukaryota; Fungi; Ascomycota; Dothideomycetes; Mytilinidiales; Mytilinidiaceae. The record is from RefSeq and is a predicted model, not a curated record.